AUGGCUGAGAACUGGCUGGACUGCCCAGCCCUGGGCCCUGGCUGGAAGCGCCGAGAGGUCUUUCGCAAGUCAGGUGCUACCUGUGGACGCUCAGACACUUAUUACCAGAGCCCCACAGGAGACCGGAUCCGAAGCAAAGUUGAGCUGACCCGAUACCUGGGCCCCGCGUGUGACCUCACCCUCUUUAACUUCAAGCAAGGUGUCCUAUGCUAUCCAAACCCCAAGACGCACGCUUUGGCUGGCCCUGGCAGAAAGCGGAAGAAGCCUGCAAGGCCUGUCAAAACUCAGCACUGUCAGGUUGAACCAUGUAGGGAGGAGGUUCAGAAUGAGACCCCAGGCGAUGAGACCAAGGCUGACACUGACACUGACACAGCCCCAGCGUCUUUCCUUGCAUCUGGGUGCUGCGAGAACUGUGGAAUCAACUUCUCAGUAGAUGUUACCAGGAGGCAGCGACUCAAGACAUUAUGCAAGGACUGCCGAGCGCAGAGAAUUGCCUUCAACCGAGAGCAGAGAAUGUUUAAACGUGUGGGCUGCGGGGAGUGCACGGCCUGCCAGGUGACUGAGGACUGUGGGGCCUGCUCCACCUGCAUCCUGCAGCUGCCCCAUGAUGUGGCCUCCGGGCUGUUGUGCAAGUGUGAGCGGAGACGCUGCCUUCGGAUUGUGGAAAGGAGCCGAGGGUGUGGAGUGUGCCGAGGCUGUCAGACCCGAGAAGACUGUGGCCGCUGCCGAGUCUGCCUCCGCCCACCCCGCCCAGGCCUCCAACGUCAGUGGAAGUGUGUCCAGCGACGCUGCCUGCGGGGCAAACUUGGCCGCCGCCGAGGAGGCUGCGAUUCCAAAAUGGCAUCCAGGCGGCGCCCCCAAGUCCAGCAGUUGCCUCCAACACCCCUUUUGCAGUCUCCAGAGCCCACAGAGCUGCACCCCAGAGCCCUGGCCCCCUCGCCACCUGCUGAGUUCAUCUAUUACUGUGUAGACGAGGACGAGCUAAAGCGGCUCCUGCCCAGUGUGUGGGCAGACUCUGAAGGUGGAGCAGAGCUGCCCUCACCCUACCAUCGUCACAGGAAGCCUGUUUCAACCCGCCGGUCCCAUCUGGGGCCCACUCUGAAGUCUCCCUUGGCCAUGCCCAUAGUCCGAUCAGGCCAUGCUCAGGCUUUGAUGAAACAGGAGACAGGCAGUGGCUUUGUGUUGCCCCCACCUGGCACUGACCUUGUGUUCCUACGUGAGGGCGCAAGCAGUCCUGUACCUGUACCUGUGCCUGGCCCCACCUUUUCCACAGAAGCUCCGUUACAGGCAGUAGACCCAGUCCUGCACCUUGUGAAGCAGGAGCCACCGGACCCCGAGGAGAACAGGGAUGACACCCCUUCCGACUCAGCCCCUGAGGAGGAGGCAGGAGGGGCUGGCACACCUGUGAUCACAGAGAUUUUCAGCCUGGGUGGAACCCGCUUCCGGGACACAGCAGUCUGGUUACCAAGGGCAGGCAGUCGGGAAGGGAAGAUGGCUGUAAAGUGUGGGCAAGCGAGGACAUACUGGAGCCCACGGGCAAGCUGGAGCCCACGGGCAGGAGCUGGAGCCCACGAGGAUAGCCUGGAACCCAUAUCUGUCGUCCACCACGUCCAGCUUCGAUGA
Messenger RNA from Chrysochloris asiatica (Cape golden mole), 1623 nucleotides. It is a transcript of the gene MBD1, whose product is annotated as methyl-CpG binding domain protein 1. Gene Ontology annotation, molecular function: zinc ion binding; DNA binding. Lineage: Eukaryota; Metazoa; Chordata; Mammalia; Afrosoricida; Chrysochloridae. The record is from RefSeq and is a predicted model, not a curated record.